Molecule: messenger RNA, 1177 nt
Organism: Cavia porcellus (domestic guinea pig)
Lineage: Eukaryota; Metazoa; Chordata; Mammalia; Rodentia; Caviidae
Product: chymotrypsin-like elastase family member 3B
Exons: 7
Coding region: 104-1009 (301 amino acids)
Biological process (GO): proteolysis
Molecular function (GO): serine-type endopeptidase activity
Source: RefSeq, a predicted model, not a curated record
ACAGUGGCUUCCAUUUUUGAGGAAGCCCUACAGGCACUGUCCCCUACGCCUUGGAAGAAGACCUUGGGCUCCUGGGGCUCUGGAAAGCCCUGCCCUGCUCCAAAUGCCCAUUCCAAUGUGGUACUGCAGACCAGUGAAGGAAAGGAGCCCACGUGGGACACCACACACACCCCGGGCAUGGGACACUGGCCUUCUCCUUCCUUCUGGACAGCCUCUGGCUGAAUGUCACCCGAUCUCUCCUCUAGUCUCAGGCCGAACCAUCUACAGCCCCUCUGGGCGCGUGGUCAAUGGUGAGGACGCUGUUCCCUACAGCUGGCCCUGGCAGGUCUCCUUGCAGUAUGAGAGGAAUGGGGCCUACCAUCACACCUGCGGUGGCAGCCUCGUUGCCCCCAACUGGGUCCUGACUGCAGGCCACUGCAUCUCGAGCUCUCUGACCUAUCAAGUGGUGCUGGGCGAGUAUGACCGGUCUGUGAAGGAGGGACCUGAGCAGGUGAUCCCCAUCAACAAGGGCGACCUCUUUGUGCACCCGAAAUGGAACAGCAACUGUGUGGCCUGUGGCAACGACCUUGCGCUGAUCAAGCUCUCACGAAGUGCCCGGCUUGGGGGCGCAGUCCAGGUCGCCAGCCUCCCUCCUGCUGAUUCCAUCCUGCCCCACGAGGAACCCUGCUACAUCACUGGCUGGGGCCGUCUCUACACUGAUGGGCCCCUCCCAGACAAGCUGCAGGUGGCCCUGCUUCCUGUGGUGGACUAUGCACACUGCUCCAAGCUGACCUGGUGGGGUUUUAACGUGAGGAAGACCAUGGUGUGCGCUGGUGGCGGCGAGCAGUCUGGUUGCAAUGGUGACUCUGGAGGACCCCUCAACUGCCCUACCAAGGAAGGCACCUGGCAGGUGCACGGCGUGACCAGCUUUGUUUCUGGCUUGGGCUGCAACACUCUGCAGAAGCCCACAGUGUUCACCCGCGUCUCAGCCUUCACUGACUGGAUCCAGCAGACCAUAGCCAACAACUAGGAGCAGAGCCCGGCUGGCCGCGCCGAUCGCACCUCCUCCAUAAAGAAGAAAGGUUUCUCUGGGAUUUAGCUCAGCGGCAUAAGCGCCUGCCUGGCAAGUGCAAGGUCGUGAGUUUGAUCCCUGGUACCAAAUUUUAAAAAAAAAUAAAAAAUAAAGGCCUCUCUGCUA